AUGCUGGAUUAUCAGACGCCACAUCCCGAAGAAGCGGAUCUCUUCUUCGCCAGUAUAAAUUCCUCUUCGCAUAGCAACUGUCAACGCUUCAGAUGGGCAUUCAUGCCUCAAGAGGUGUCGCCGGUGGCCGAGCAGGAAGCCGCCUAUCCUUUGGCCUUUACCAUCGUCGCCCACAGAAAUGUCCGCCAGUUGGCACGUCUACUUCGCAUGAUCCAUCGUCCCGCCAACUUCUACUGCAUCCACAUUGACCGUCGAAGCGCACCGGUGUUUAGCCAAGCAGUGGAGGGGAUUGCAACCUGUUUUGGAUCAAAUGUGCACGUGGUACCAACGGAGUCCCGAGUGGCGGUAACUUGGGGUGAUGCCACUGUGUUGAAACCGCAGCUUUUGUGCGCAGAAAUGGCUCUGAAGCAGUCCGGCUGGCGAUAUCUGCUGAAUCUAGCAGGGGAGGAGAUGCCCCUGCGGACCAAUCUAGAGCUGAUCGCGGCAAUGCAAGCACUGAACGGAUCUAACCUGGUGGAGGGUGCAAGGUUAGGAAGCUACAUCUAUCGAACUGGGGGUGUUAAAUUACCGAACCAGAUCAAUCGAAGUAUUCCGAAAUAA
Molecule: messenger RNA, 600 nt
Organism: Dibothriocephalus latus
Lineage: Eukaryota; Metazoa; Platyhelminthes; Cestoda; Diphyllobothriidea; Diphyllobothriidae
Source: the annotation of a GenBank genome assembly